This is a messenger RNA of Cyclocybe aegerita, 360 nucleotides long. NCBI's taxonomy places the organism in Eukaryota, Fungi, Basidiomycota, Agaricomycetes, Agaricales, Hemipholiotaceae. The record is from the annotation of a GenBank genome assembly.
AUGACCCUGUCGACGGAUCGAGCUCGGGGUGGGGGCAGGUCAAUGGGAAGAGGGAGAAUGGCAGGAGGACAUUGCGCAAGGGAGGAAAAACUGGGAUCCGAACGGGAAUGUGGGUCUGUAGAUGUCAUCAGCUCGCCGGCUCCUUCUUCGAAUGUGACUGUGGUCGAGUUGUCGAUCAUGGGCGAGGUUACUAUGCAUAGAGCUCGAAUAGAUGGCAAGUCGGCCGGCCAGACGUUCUUUGCGGGGAUGGCUUCAUUCGUAACUCGUCGUUCCUCGUCGCCUCACCUUCGCCGCCAGGACAUUUUCACGAAUGCGAAAAUCUCACUACCCUGGACCGCCUGCCUGCCGCCACCCCCAUAA